AUGAAGAGAGCUGCAGACUGUUUUCUUCUGCUCCUCAUCUUUCAUUCCGUGACAGUGCUUGGCCAAGCUCUGGAAGCUAGAACAACUGAUGAAGAUGAUUAUUACACGUUUGAGGAUUAUGGCGAUGAAAAGCUUCUUUGGGGUAAGGAAUCUAGUCCACAGUGGUGUGAAGCGCCAAAAAUCAAUCAGACGCUGGGUGAUCGGUUUACUGUCCGAAGUUCGUUCAUCGAUGCAAAUUCGAAAAGACAGUAUGCAACAGAAACAGUGGUUGAAGUGAAGUGUGGUCCUGAAAGACGAUUGAAAUUUGCACACAGCGUCAUUUAUCCUUUGGUUUGUUCACUAUUUCCAGAUGCAAUUAAUAUCAAAAUCAUGAUGGUUGCUCUGCCUGAGAGUGACGUUUACUUGCGCUGCACGUUGAACAGUUCCGGUAUCGGCAGCGUUUGGUUGAUGGUGGGUGCUGGUGGAAGCCUCAUGGAAUUAUGGAAUCAUGAAAGCAGCAGCAGUCCAAAUCCAUCUUGUGUUUAUGGAGAGCCUUCGUUCUACGUGUGCGAGCUGCCUCACUUGAUUCAUCAUGGACUACGGCUAACUGGCGCUACAAGAAGCCAGUUUUUCAAAAACAAUGAAACACUGACUAUCAGCUUAACAUGUGCACUCACCUUGAGAGUGUUAUCGUUUUUGGCGCAUACAAGAGAAGAGCAUCAGCUGGGAUGGCAGUAUUACAUCAUUAGGUCGCGUGUAAUCUCAACCUCCAACAUGCACGAUUACUAUAAGUUUUGCAUGAAAGGUAAUGAAAUAUUGGCUGUUACUGGUCGAUCGUUGAAAAUGCUAAUUGGUCUGGGAGCAAGGUGUGGAAAGGAUGACGAAAACGCAUAA
Messenger RNA from Gongylonema pulchrum, 873 nucleotides. Lineage: Eukaryota; Metazoa; Nematoda; Chromadorea; Rhabditida; Gongylonematidae. The record is from the annotation of a GenBank genome assembly.